AUGGCUCUCCCACCCAAAUUCGCAGGUCAGAGGUUUGUGGCUAUGAAUGCGAAUGGAAAAGCAAAUGUAAAUGUGAAUUUAUAUACGUUGGAAUUGUAUUUGGAUUAUGUUUGUCCGUUCUCGGCCAAAAUGUUCAACACAAUUUAUACAUCAGUCAUGCCAUUGAUUAAGGAAAAGUACUCGGAUAAAGUACAGAUUAUCUUUCGUCAACACAUUCAACCUUGGCAUCCGAGUAGUACGUUGGUUCAUGAGGCGGGGGUUGCUGUACUCAACCUCUCCCCCUCACUCUUCUACCCCUUCUCCUUCUCUCUCUUCCAACAACAAAAAUCCUUCUUCGACGUAAAUGUCGUGAACGAAACGCGUAAUGCUACAUACAAGCGUCUGGCGAAAAUCGGAGGGGAAGUUGGAGUUGAUGAGGGGAAAAUGUUUGAUUUAUUGAAGAUUGGGGAUCGACCUGGAGAGGAUGGGUCGUUGAAUGCGGGGAAUGGGGUUACGGAUCAGCUUAAGGUGUUGGUGAAGAUGAAUCGGCUGGUGGGUAUUCAUGUUACGCCUACGGUUGUUUUUGAUGGGGUUGUAGAAAAUUCCAUUAGUAGUUCAUUUACCGCCGAGCAAUGGGAAGAUUGGUUGAAUAAGAAUGUUGUGUAG
Molecule: messenger RNA, 645 nt
Organism: Sclerotinia borealis F-4128
Lineage: Eukaryota; Fungi; Ascomycota; Leotiomycetes; Helotiales; Sclerotiniaceae
Source: the annotation of a GenBank genome assembly